AUGUCUAUCGCUUCGAGACAACCCCCAUCGAACUUCUUGCCCUCAACCUCCCAGGAUACCAGCAGGCGUCCAACAGCCCGCCCAACCACAAUUGCCACUAGUAUUGCAGCCCAAGAUAUCAUCUGUGCUGUUAGUGAGUCCAGGGGUGUAUCGUCAACGGUUGGCCUCGCAUUUGUCAACCUAGCGACAGCAGAGGUAGUACUCUGCCAGAUCUGUGACAGCCAGACCUAUGUCAAGACAGUUACCAAGAUCGGUGUAUUUGAGCCUAGCGAGAUAUUGUUCAUGAGCACAGCCAAAGAGUCCAAAUUGCGAUACAUUAUCCAGGAAAACUUGCCAGAUCCCAUCUUCACUUUUCUGGACCGCAGGUUUUGGUCAGAUAAGACAGGCCAUGAGUAUCUUGACCGACUGGCAUUCCAGGAUGAAGCUGAUUCCCUCAAGGUCACACUAGGUGGGAACUACUUUGCAGCCUGCUGCUUUGCUGCGGUUUUGAAAUAUGUCGAACUUGAGCUACAACGUAUUUUCACCUCGCAUUCCCUGAGAAUCAAGUUCGAAACAUCACAGGGAUCCAUGAUUAUCGACUUGGCUACCAUUUCUUCCCUCGAGCUCAUCCAGAACCUCCACAAUGCCAAAUCGAGGGACAGUUUGUAUGGGCUGCUGAAUGAAACCUUGACUCAGAUGGGAGCAAGACUUCUGCGAGCGAAUAUACUGCAACCAUCUACUCAACGUGUCAAGCUGAUGGCCCGGUAUAAUGCCGUACAAGAACUGUCCACCAAGCAGGAAAUGUUUGUGUCAGUGCAGCAGGCACUGAAAGGAUUCAUUGAUGCUGAUAAGGUUUUGACUGCAAUCAUACUGAUCCCGACCAAACAAACUUUCCAAUACGUCGAGCAAUCAGUCAACAAUGUCAUUAUGCUCAAGACCUAUAUCUCAGCGAUCAGCAAGAUCUAUCAAGCAUUGCGCACAGCGCAAAGUCCUUUGAUAUUGACAAUUCGAGAGCUGUGUUGCCCGGCAGGACAUAGAUCAGUUGAACGUCUUAUCGACGAUAAUCUGAACGAGCAUAUUAAGUAUCAAAGUAAGCCACUGGAUCUUCGAAAUCAACGCAUAUAUUGUGUCAAGACCGGUGUCAAUAGUCUUCUUGAUGUAGCCAGACAGGCAUACAAGGAGGCUAAUGCAGACGCUGUAGAGCUCGUCGAGAAGCUAGGAGAGUCAUGCAACCUCGUACUUGACUUGAAGUAUGACAACGCUCGCCAAUACUACAUUUGCAUCCCUACAGCAGAUCAUGAACCACUUCCGGAUGUUUUCAUCAAUGUUUAUCGGAAGAAAAAUCGGGUCGAGUGUCAAACAUUAGGCUUGGUCAAGCUUAACCAGAAAAUCACAGACGCACAUAGCGAAGUUAUCAGCUUGAGCGACCAAACGAUCCAAGAGCUUCUGCGUGAUGUGUGCUCUGAGGUAUCAGGACUGUUUCGAAUCAGCGAGGCAAUCGCAAUGCUUGAUAUGCUGGCAGGAUUUGCACAGCUGGCAACAAGCUACGAUUACAUCUGUCCAGAACUGACAGCCACACUGGCCAUCAAAUCUGGACGCCAUCCGAUCCGCGAGAAAAUCCAAAAGAACAAGUUCAUCCCAAAUGACGCAUAUGCGGCGCCGCAGUCCCGAUUCCAGAUAAUCACGGGCUGCAACAUGAGUGGGAAAUCGACUUACAUACGAACUAUAGCAUUGAUGACGGUGAUGGCUCACACUGGCUGCUUUGUACCAGCUCAGUACGCCUCUUUCCCAAUCGUACAUCAGCUCUUCGCACGUGUUGCAACGACAAACGACCUCGAUUCAAAUGUUUCCACCUUCGCAGCUGAGAUGCGCGAGAUGGCAUUCAUCUUGCGCCACAUACAGCCUGGAGGAAUGGUUCUAGUUGAUGAGAUCGGUCGGGGAACAAGUCCCAUAGACGGGCUGGCAAUCGCUGUCGCCCUAGCUGAGGCACUCCUAGCUAGCAACGCGCUCGUCUGGUUUGUCACUCAUUUCCAUGACCUGGCGCGUAUCUUAUCCGAGCGGAGCGGCGUGAUGAAUUUCCAUCUGGCCGCAAAUAUUGCCCCAGAUGCAGCAAAAAUGACGAUGUCGUAUCGGAUCGCUGAAGGUCCCGUCCCUGAUCGUCGGUAUGGUCUUACACUAGCCAAACUGGUUGAUCUCCCCGCUUCAGUGAUGGUGUUUGCAAACGAUGUUUCUGAGAAGAUGGACCAGAUCGCUCAACGCCAGAAUGCCCCCUCACGCACAGUGGUCAUUGCGCAGAAGCGAAAGCUCCUCCUUGCGCUCCGGGAGCAGCUUAUCAUUGCACAGGAUGGCACGAUGGACGACGAAUCACUUCGUAACUGGCUUAAGGGGUUACAGGAUAAAUUCGUAAUGCAAAUGGCUGCUAUUUAUCGGGAGAUGGAUUCGAUGAAUCCGGCUUCAACAGAACUGGGAGACCAUCGGGGUCAAAAUGUGUCUUCACUUUUGGGCGAAGGACCAGGUGGACCUUCUUCAAGUAGAGGCCAUGAAUCCAGUCAAUACCUAGUAGAAGUUGUAUCUGUCCCUGGCAGUAUUAUAAUUGAUUCAGGUUCCAAGCCGGAAAUGACCGAAAGCGACGAUGAGCUGGCCUGA
Molecule: messenger RNA, 2625 nt
Organism: Penicillium taxi
Lineage: Eukaryota; Fungi; Ascomycota; Eurotiomycetes; Eurotiales; Aspergillaceae
Product: MutS family protein MSH4
Exons: 6
Coding region: 1-2625 (874 amino acids)
Biological process (GO): mismatch repair; reciprocal meiotic recombination
Cellular component (GO): nucleus
Molecular function (GO): ATP-dependent DNA damage sensor activity; mismatched DNA binding; ATP binding
Source: RefSeq, a predicted model, not a curated record